CCUCGCGAGUGGGCGCUCGGGGGCAGGUUUUCGUUUCGUUGGAUUUGAUUGACGAGAUAGUCCGACAUAGGGCUGAAGGAGAGGGCCGGUCGUAGAUUCCUAAAGUCUGCAGCGGUAUACAGUUACUGCAUGCAGGAAUAUUGUUGAGAAGGAGACAACUGAAGAGGUAGUCGAGUUAUAAGGCAGAUCUUAUCAAAGUUAGAUCCAAGAAUGGAGGGAGCUGAGGCGGAGCCAAAAGUUGAGCGAGACAGGUCGCCAUCCAAAGCUGGCAAGGAGGGCGGCGCCGACCAGAACGGCUCACGCGCGCGCGACACGCGGCCCCGGCGCGACACACGCGAGCGGCGGCCGCGCGACGGCCGUCCGCCGCCGGGCCGGCCGACUGGCGGCGACAGGCGACAGCGACCAGAGCGGCGCGUAUACGUCUCCAACAUUCCGUUCGAGUUCCAGUGGCAAGAGCUGAAAGACCUCUUCAGAAAGGAGGUGGGCGACGUAUCAUUUGUGGAGGUGUUCCACGACGAGAAGGGCCAGUCGCGCGGCUGCGGCAUCAUCGAGUUUGACUCGCCCGAGCUGGUCGACAAGGCCUUGGAAAUCAUGCAUCGCUACGAGCUCAAGGGACGCAACAUUGUCGUGAAGGAGGACUUCGGCGUGGAGCGGGACCGGUACGGCCGGAUCCUGCGCGGCGACAGCCGGCCAGAAGGGCCGCCGGGCCGCGAGCGCGGCAUGGACGCGCGCCGACCCGGCCCCGGCGGCUUCCGCGGCGGCGAGCGCGAUGAGCGGCCGCGGCUGGGCGCACCCGGGCCGCCCGGGCCGCCGGAGGCCAAGUACACCAACACGUACGGCCUCAACGUCAGCUUCCUGGAGAGCCUCGGCAUCGACGGCCCGCUCGUCAACCGCGUCUUCGUGGCCAACCUGGACUACAGCGUGGACGAGCAGAAGCUGAAGGAGGUGUUCAGCCUGGCUGGCAAGGUCGUCUCGGUGUCGAUCAACAAGGAUCACGAGGGCAACAGCAAGGGCCACGGCGUGGUGGAGUUCGACCACCCGGUGGAGGCCGUGCAGGCCAUCUCCAUGCUGAACAACCAGACCUACCUGGAGAGACGCAUCAGCGUGCGCAUGGACCGCGUGGCCGAGCGGCGCGACCGCGACCCCAAGAUGUCGCUGCCGGCUGGCCUCAAGAGCAUCGGCCAGGGCCUGGGCAACAACGGCGUGGCGCUCGCCGACGUGGCCUCCAAGAUACAGGAGACGCCGGCGCCGGCCGUGGCGGCGGCGGCGCAGCUUGGCGGCCUAGGAGGGCUGGCUGCCAACAACGCGGCCGCGCUCGGGCCUGGACCAGGGCUGGGCGGCCGCGCCGGGCUGGACCAGGGCCUGGGCGCGCGCUCCGGUCUGCUGGACCACGGCAUGGGCGGCCGCGGCGGCUUGCUGGACCACGGCCUGGGCAGCCGUGGAGGCAUGGAUGCCGGCCGAGGGAGCAUGGAUCACGGCCUCGGCGGCCGCGGAGGCAUGGAGUCGGGCAUGGGCGGCCGCAGCGGCAUGGAUCAAGGUUUGGGCGGCCGCGGAGGGAUGGACGCCGGUCUCGGCGCCAGAGGCGGCCUGGAUUCGGCUAGGGCCGGCCGCAGCUCUUACAAUAGUGGCUAUGGCUCUUCCAUGAACUCGGGCCCGGACAGCGGCUACAAUUCGUCGUCCAGAAACUACUCGGACUCCAUCAUCGUCAGCAACCUGGACCCGGCCUACAGCUGGCAGGCGCUGCGCGACAAAUUCCGCGACAUCGGCGAGGUGCGCUUCGCCGACAUGAAGGGUAAGGGCGUGGGCGUGGUGCGCUUCUCGAGCCCUCACGAGGCGCAGCGCGCCAUCAACCUGAUGGACGGCGCCCGCUGCGACGGCCGCAUGCUGGACGUGCGCUCGUACUGAGCGGCGCCGGCGCCCGGCCGAGCGGGGUCAGGCCGGCCGGCUGCUUCCUCGCUCCCUUCCCCCGGCGGUGACGUCGGCCGAGGCUCGGGCUCUGCCCCGUUCGCCGCUCCGAGUCCGUACGUCGCCGUUUGAAGCUCUGUCUUCGCUCUGCGCCGGUCCGUCUGGAGCCCUAGCGGGAGGCGCGGCUCCGACAUGAAGAUGUUUCGCUUUUGGGUACUGGCCGGAUGGCAGUUGCUGCGGAGUCGGGCAUUGCCGUCCAGGAAGCUCUGACGGCGUCCUCUUCACCUCCAGCGCUGUACCGCCCUUCGAGCUUGUGUGGCGUAGCGACUGGUGUCGUAACUGGAUGUGCAGAUUCACUGGAAGUAGUUUCCGCGCACAGUUGCUGUCUUCGUGUGGUCCGUCACCUUUCUGGGAAAUAUACAUCUCAUCAUCUACAUGGUGCGUUAUGUUGAAGUUGACUGGACAAGGCUGGUGAUCGUCCUCAUGGUCCCUGAUGUUACCUGGGAGGUCGCCGUGGGAUGUUGGACGGCUAGAUUCGCGAUGCCAGACGACGAUCAUUGCUUUAGUCAGCAGAGUGCGUGUGCCUAAGGCAGCUGCCACGUGCUGGGAUGGCUGAUCGUAUGAAGAAACUCCCGCAUCGUUAUCCAGUACUUGCUAACUGUCUGGAAUGUGUAGUCUUGCUUCUCUUGAACUGUUUGUGUUCAAAUGAGACCGUCUGCUGUCGUAUCGGGCAACAUUUGCCUGCGUCUAGUAACAUUCCGGCUUUGCUCCCCUAUGCCACGUCUUGUAUUGCCCUCGCGGUUCCGACCAGAGCUGGACGUUUAGGAUGCGUGUCCUAGUCUGCAUUUGAAUGGAGCGGCCUGGUCGUCGAGGCGUGCGAUGCCGCGCAUCCUCCGAGUUCAACCGAACGAAGGGAGCGUGCUUGGUCCACACUCAGCACCUGCUGAAGCGGACGGCCCGGCUGGCGAAGGGGGCUGCGCCUGUUGCCGUCCGCCCGGCCGUCUGCACUCGGCGCGGCUGGCCCAGCGCAGGGCGGUGCCUCGUCUCAGCGCGUGGAGCGGUAAGCGCGCCAGGGUUCCCGGUGUCCGCCGCCGACCGUGCGUGUCCGUCCACAGGCUGCCGUCGCGUGUCCACGGUGGAGCGGCGACUGCGUCGGGCGCGCGUCGGCGUGAACACCUGAGCUUCCAGUGCUCAGGCACUGGCCUGACCUCAGGGCGGCACGCCUCCCUCUGUCCGCCAGACCGAUGACGGUGCGUGGACUUCACCUCCAGCAGCUCUGUUCCGAGUGGUUAUGUGAUGCGCUUUAACUCUCUCCGUCCUACAGCUGCCGACGCUGCACAGUUCCCGCGCUCGGUCUGCAAUCAGUUUUCGGGAGACAAGUGAUCGCAACGUAAAAUGUCUUUGUGGUACGUGGCUAUUCACACCUCUACCAUCUGACCGCCGUCUCUGACCGGUUUGUGGCUUUUCGAAAUAUCCCAGCUCGUCCUGUUUCGCCGUGUUUUCCAUGCUCCUACUUGAAACCACAAGACCUGUUGCUAUACGAAUGAUCUCAGCUAGUGCGCGUUCACGUUAUCUAUAACGCAAAUCCCUAUGGAAUCGGCCUGCCGGACUAUGCUCCUGUGGUACUGCAUUACUCCCAUGAGUAUUCGACUGGGUCAGAUUUUUGCAGAUUAUUGCUGUGGUAUGUGGGUUUUCGACAGCCAUUCAUAGCUUCAAUUUGUUUUCUUUCCUUACUUAAGUAAACGGAUAAACUGGUCAUCUUUUGGUAAACCAAGCUUUCAUUCGUAAGUGCCCUAGGAAGUUGGCUAUCUCUUCGAAAGUCGAGCCUGCUCUACCUAGGUGCCGCAAUUAAAUUGCUAUUUGGUGCUGUCACUGACGACUGCCAAGCAAAAUAUUUGACAGAUACUUCGUCACUGGAAUUCACUUCAAUUGUACAGCAGAUAUCAAGAUCAAUGACAUAUUUUCUGCCUUUCAGCCUUUUUGGCCAUUGGGCUGGUGCAUGUCCGUUGCCAGUAAAAAUCAAUUUCACCAUGAAAAAGUGCUCUGAUGAAUGUGCACAAAGUGCUACAUUCAAGAACCAAUAUGUCAGUUACGCGCUGCCAAAUGUUCGCGGUAGAGAUUUUCCACGAAGGGGUUUGUUGUGCAGACUAAAUAGGAACGGCUGUUUUACUGGUCGAUCUCCACGCCGUCUCGUGCGAGGUGGGUGGAGCCUCCUCUGCGCGGAGGUCGUGCCACUGCCGUGGUGCUGCGCUGUUAGUGUUUGAGACCGCUCGUCUAGAGUUGUUUUUGAUCAAGCUGCUCCCGAUACAGCUUCGGUGGCAACGCAGAUGCUUGUCAUUACUCUUCCGCUCAAUCCAUCCUUUUUACAUUCUUUAGAGUUCUUGUAUACCACGCCUUCGCAUCGGUAACAAUUCUAGUCGCCGAUCUGUGAAUGCUAGUCGGCCAUAGCUGACGUAGAUCGCCGCACCGCAUUCUCUGGCGGGGCAGGCGAGCUCCGACGUGACCGCGAUGUGCCGCUAGCGGUCAGGCGCCGGUUGAGCUUCCGUCUGCUCCGCUUGUACGCAAAACGGGUGGAUCCUGCACCGGGCUCGAGCACCGCACCAAUAGCAGUCACUUGCGGCCGUGUAGGCAGCGCUGCCGCUGAUGCUGUGGCGUAUCAGGUGUGUUCCAGUCACUGGCCGUGAUGUCCGCCUUUUUGAUGCUCGCACAGGGGCUACCGGGCUUCUUGGUAGUGUACGACUGGUAUGUGCGCUGUUUUGCAGACCUAUAUCUCCGCAGCCGUCGUCACCGUUCAAGGCGUUUUGUCUCUCCUGUAGCCCAGUUUCACUCGCGCUCUGCUUCCUAGCUAGGUGCUGCAUUGUCCAUUUGAAGUGGUCUCGCUGGAAUCGCUGUCGCUGCAACGCAUCGUCACCAAAGGUACGUGCUGCCCGUGAGUGAUAUGGCCAGCCAACGGUCGGGAGGGAUGAGAACCCACCAGAGCAACUGACAGCGUGUUCUUGCGGGAAUGGGCCAGUGGGUGGCUCACACUUAACCUACGCUUCGAUCGGCAUUAUUGAUAAGAACAAUGACACCUCUAAGUGACAGAAGCAUCACCGCACAGCUAUCAACAUAUCGGAAGGCAUUGCUGAACAGACAACGAAUAUAGGAUUGUAUUGAAAUGAUUUGCAAUGCAACGUUAAACGUCAGACCAUUGAAGCGACGCGCUCGCGGCGGCUGCGGGGAGCGCUGCUGUCAAGGAACAUGUAGUGUGUCAUGGCGGACCAUGUCAGCAUGGCCCCCUCUUCAUUGAUGAUAGUGAUACCUCUUUCCCAGUGUACUAAAGGUCAUGGAUUGUCGCUGCCACUGAAAAGUGUCGUCAGUUGCGUUGAAAAAAACAAAAGAGCAGGGUCUUACGGUCUGUCUUCACCACGCAAAGCUUCUACGUAGGUAAUAUUGGCGCAGAUACGAUCUGAUAUCCAGCAGCCACCGAAAAGCAAUGCCCAGCUGCCUUUACUGGAUGCGUUCGCCACCAACAGCGCCGUUCCGUCUUGAUUUACGAUAACGUGCUGACUAGGUCUGAUGUACGUCCAUGUAUCGGCAUGCGGAGGGGGUGGUGACGGGAAUCUGUCCUGCGUGACUGGCGUGACGCCUGCCGUGACUCGCUGACCCGCUGACACGUGACCCGUGACCCCAGGCGGCCGCCGGUCAGCCGGAGUGGCCCAGGACGGACGGCGCCCGGGUCCGGCUGCAGCUCACCGCGCCGGUGGCCCAGGUCAACCGGUUGACUUCUGGCAAAAAGCGCCUUGGGGUUCACAUGCCGAACGUCAGUAGGAGCCGGCCAUACGUCACCGCAGUCCAGAGAUGCUGGGGUUAUGGACGCUGUUCCAGAGCGCUUGUGACACAUGUUUAAUGGGUUUUGCGAUUGUUGUACAAUGUGGGGUACGAUUAUCUUUACACUGAGCUUUUGGUCUACACGACGGUGCCAUCGCUGUAUGAUGGCGCUGGGACGGCCCGCCCGAAUGCGCCCUUGCCGAUGAACGGGAUCUGUGUUGUGAUAGCGGGCUGUGAUUUUGUAUGCAUUGUAGCAUGGCUGUGACACGUGGGGGAAUAAAGCCCCAUUUUCGCA
Molecule: messenger RNA, 6010 nt
Organism: Pollicipes pollicipes
Lineage: Eukaryota; Metazoa; Arthropoda; Thecostraca; Pollicipedomorpha; Pollicipedidae
Product: myelin expression factor 2
Exons: 13
Coding region: 211-1905 (564 amino acids)
Cellular component (GO): cytoplasm; nucleus
Molecular function (GO): mRNA binding
Source: RefSeq, a predicted model, not a curated record